Paramecium primaurelia is the source of this 157-nucleotide messenger RNA. NCBI's taxonomy places the organism in Eukaryota, Ciliophora, Oligohymenophorea, Peniculida, Parameciidae. The record is from the annotation of a GenBank genome assembly.
AUAAUUAUGGAUAUAAUUAAAAACUGCUUUAAGAAAUGUGUGUAUGCUUUCAAUAGUAGCAAAUUUAUCAAUAAUGAAGAGGAAUGUAUAAAAGAGUGCGUAGAGUAAUACAAAAAAAGAAUUAAUUUAAUCGAAGAUGCAAAACAAUAGAAAUGAG